UUGUUGACAGACAGAGAGACAGAGAGACAGACAGAGAGACAGACAGAGAGAGAGACAGAGAGACAGACAGAGAGACAGAGAGACAGACAGAGAGACAGACAGACAGAGAGACAGACAGACAGACAGAGAGACAGAGAGACAGACAGACAGAGAGACAGACAGACAGAGAGACAGGCAGACAGACAGACAGAGAGACAGACAGACAGACAGAGAGACAGACAGACAGACAGACAGACAGACAGACAGACGGACGGACGGACGGACGGACGGACAGACAGACGAGUGAUUGCAAUAGCUCACCAUCUGCCUAAACACGGCAGAGUAACUGGUAGAUGGAUCGGAGUGUUACAAUGAAGGCUCAAGAAAGUGAUAGUAAAGAUUCAACAUGAGGUCACAUUCACUAUGGGUCACUAUACUGUGGCUCUAUACUGGCUAUAUACAGCUGGUGAGAAGCUAUGCAACUACACGUCAUAAGACAAUCAUUCUGAACGACACAAUGGACAACAAUGUUACAGCGAUCUCAGGUGCAUUAGUGAAAUCUAGUCAAACAUUCCCCGAUCAUCCAACGCUUGUCUCAACUAUAUUCACUCCAGCAGAGGAAGGUCAACAAUUCCAACUAGAGUUCAAGCAAUUUGAUGUCCCAAAAACGAGCCACGGGUGUGAGGAUUAUUUAACGAUAUGCGAGACUCAAGUGCCAAAUUUCCAGGAUCAUUGUAAAAAUAAGUUGUUAUAUCGCUAUUGUGGAGACCUCAAGGGACUCGACAAGAGUCACGUGAUAAACAGUCAGCCAAAUAUGUCUCUAACAGUACUAUGGAGAACUGGGAGACGGAGAAGUGAAGAUCAAGGAUUCAGUUUUCACCUAACUGCCUACACUUCGAGUCGAGAACAAUGCAAUGGAAGUUCUUCGUUUAGCUGCUCCAAAGAAAUAUGCAUCGAUAAAAACCUGCAAUGUGACGGAAUGCGAAACUGCCUAGAGGUGACGUCAUAUACCUCCGAUGAAUUUAACUGCUCAUAUGCAUGGGAACUGUCAGGGAAUAUGACUGCUUUAGAAGAAGGACCGAUGGAGUUCUCGGCAUCAUGGCUCAUCUCCAUAGCUGCAAUUGUGGGACUCUUGGCAUUAACCAUCAUUGCAAUAUGCAGCAAGAUUCAGAGUAAACUCAAAGCUAGGCGAAAAUCAAACGAACGUAAGGCUGCGGAGGCAAUGCUGAAUGAUUCAAGUAACACGGAAACAAAAAGUUUAACAAAACGAGAAUCUGUGAGUGGAGCAAUAGAGGAAACUGUGUGAUCCUAUGGAGGCACUUUAUAUAGUGUGGAAAAGGUAAAGUCAAGGGAGGAAACACUAACGUAAAGUAAAGGGAACCUAUUUUGCUUAAGAAAUAGACUUCUCUUAUUUGAAUGGUGGUGCAAAAAGAAGGUGGUCAUUACAAGGAAAAGUUUUGAAACUAUUAAAAAGGAAACCAGAGGACUAAUUAAGAAUGAUCACAAUACACAUGAUUACACCGAACAUGAUCACGAUAACUAUAUGAGAAAAUGGCCAUGGUCACAGUUGCCAUGAACAAAAUGACAAUAAUUGCAAUGGACAUGAACAAUAUGGCAAUGAUUACAGUGGACAUGGACAGUAUGGCAAUGAUUACAUUGGGCAUGAACAAUAUGGCAAUGAUUACAGUGGGCAUUGGCAAUGAUUUCAUUGGGCAUGAACAAUAUGGCAAUGAUUUCAUUGUCAGUGACCACAAUCACGAUCACAUUGAGAUAUGAAUGUUUGGAAUUUUGAUGAAUGCAUUCCUGAAGAGAUAUUUUUGUCAAAUGAUUUUGAAGUCAUGCAAAAAUAAUAUGUGGAAAAACUGAACAAUUUAAAGGCGAGAAGACUAUGACCGUGACCAUAGUAACCAUGACUACAUUAAUUGUGACUUUAGUAACCAUGUUUACAAUGAUCAUGAUCUAUACUACAGGGGUAUACAGGGUGUUUCAUAAUGGUCGUCUUCCCAACCCACAGUCACAUUUAGGUCACAUGGCCCCAUGUAUACCAUUUUAAAGCUUAUUCAAUUCUAGACUUCCCAAAGGACUCCCCCCAUAUUAGCAUGGUACCGUUUGUGGAGAUAUGUAACGAGCUUUGAAAACUGUGUUCCAAAAAGUCAAAAAUUGGACAAAUUGAAGAAACUUUCAUAUGAUAUAUAACAUAUGGGGUAAAACUUUCAUAUGAUUUAAUAUAACAUAUGGGGUAUGCUAUUUAGGAUUGGUGGUUGGUGGGGGAAGACUCUAAACACCCUGUA
This is a messenger RNA of Owenia fusiformis, 2270 nucleotides long. Lineage: Eukaryota; Metazoa; Annelida; Polychaeta; Sabellida; Oweniidae. The record is from the annotation of a GenBank genome assembly.